UUGUAUAACGGGACACCAGGCGGAAGUGCUUUGUUUCUUAAAGCCAUGCCAGGAGCGUUUUGCGUGUUUGUGUCCCAGAUAAAUAUUUUUACGGUGUCGAAGUAACAAUGUCUGGAGCUGAGAGUUUCAGAGAGUUGAUCAUCGAGCGACUAACUGCUGCUGCUGAAGAAAUAUUCGGACUUUUUCAAAGAACUGUCGUCCAGUACGAGAAAGAGAUCGAUCGUCAGCGCAGACUGCUGGAUAUCACCUGGAAACCCGAGAUAGAGUUACACAGAACAGACCUUCCACAUAAACAUGUCUGCACAGAGGAGGAGGUUCCCACUGAGCAGCAGCUCUGUAACCAGGAGAGGAACUCCAGCCUGGACCAGGAGGAACCAGAACCUCCGCAGGUUAAAGUGGAACACGUUGAACACCGCAGCAUUCAGCAGGGAGAAUAUGCUGCACUGAAGCAGGAGACUGAUUACUACAUGGUGACUCCUAUUGAUGAGGAAACGGAGCCCAGUAAACCAGAACCAAACAGUGACCAGCUCCUCUCUCACAACAAACCUGUAGCCGAGAGACCGAAUCAGGAAGGAACGAAACAUGUGAACUCAGGAUCGACUAGAAACGCGGAGCUGAAGCCAAAGAGGAGACGAAACAGAGGCACAAGUCACAGUAACAAUGUAGACACCGCUCCCACGUUAGAGAGUUGGCGUGGAGCCGACAGGGGUAAAAAGUAUUUAACGUGUGACAUUUGCGGAAAAGCCUUUCAAUUUGAGUCUGUGUUGAAGAUACAUUACAGAACCCACACGGGAGAGAAGCCGUAUUGCUGUAAAACAUGUGGUAAAAGUUUCACGCGAUAUCACAGUUUGACGUUACACGACAGGAUUCACACAGGCGAGAGGCCGUACCAUUGCAAAAUAUGUGGGAGAACUUUCAUUCAGUUUGGGAAUCUUAAUUUGCACAUGCGGACUCACGCAAAUGGUAGAAUGAGAUGUCGGCGUCGACAGGAUUUGUAGAGGACGGCUUUACGAGCGCCUUUAUUUCUAAACUUAAAUGUUGUGUAGGAGCCCCAGGGCCGGAGAAGAUGAGACAUAACCACUCUGUGUUUUAGUGGUGAGAGUUAAAAAGAAAAAGAAAAUGUGUGGCUAAUAAAACAACUCUUUCACAAAAUGUACCAACAUGUUUAGAAACUGACAAUGUAUCAGUGACUUUAUUGCAUGUCAACAUUGUCAAAUUGUGUGAGGUUGGUAAACCACCACAAACUGGACUGGAGUAUGGAACAAAAGAUUAAACUGAAACUCUAAAUUUUA
Molecule: messenger RNA, 1292 nt
Organism: Mugil cephalus (flathead mullet)
Lineage: Eukaryota; Metazoa; Chordata; Actinopteri; Mugiliformes; Mugilidae
Product: zinc finger protein ZFP2-like
Exons: 2
Coding region: 108-998 (296 amino acids)
Biological process (GO): regulation of transcription by RNA polymerase II
Cellular component (GO): nucleus
Molecular function (GO): RNA polymerase II transcription regulatory region sequence-specific DNA binding; DNA-binding transcription factor activity, RNA polymerase II-specific
Source: RefSeq, a predicted model, not a curated record